Messenger RNA from Diprion similis, 2463 nucleotides. It is a transcript of the gene Kat60, whose product is annotated as katanin p60 ATPase-containing subunit A-like 1. The coding region runs from base 273 to 1805 and encodes 510 amino acids. The record is from RefSeq and is a predicted model, not a curated record. Gene Ontology annotation, cellular component: microtubule cytoskeleton. Lineage: Eukaryota; Metazoa; Arthropoda; Insecta; Hymenoptera; Diprionidae. Gene Ontology annotation, biological process: microtubule severing. Gene Ontology annotation, molecular function: ATP hydrolysis activity; ATP binding; microtubule severing ATPase activity. The transcript has 11 exons.
GACACUUGCAAAGUAGACCUCUAGUGAAGAGAAAUGAGACUGAAGUGCCGGCGGCCAUCUUCGUAUCUUUAAAUGGUCGAAACCGUCGAAACAAGAAAAAAAUGACGUCACGUCACUCGACCCAACCGUGGGAGCUAAUAUUGCGUUUAUCACUACGACUGUAACCCGGUCUUAGCGUGAUAAAAAAAGCACUUGGUCAAUAUCUGAUCGGAAAAAACCGUCCUGAGUUAUCACAGAAUUUUUCCACUUAGAAUCUUGAAUAGGCUGCAAUAAUGUCAGUCUCCAUAAGUGAGAUAUGCGAGAACACAAAACUAGCCAGAGAAAUGGCUUUGAUGGGAAAUUAUGACACAUCUGGCGUGUAUUAUCAAAGUGUUAUUCAGCAAAUACAUAGACUUCUCACCACAAUAGGUGACGCUACUCGCAAAGGAAAAUGGCAAGUUGUGCAGCAUCAAAUCGCUCAAGAGUUUGAAAAAGUUAAAGCAACUUCAAAUACUCUACAGCUUUUCAAAAUUGAUACUCACGGAGAAAGAUUAGUCGGAGGAUCAUCUUGUUUAUCGACUUUCGAAGAGCCAACGCGAGAUCCAACUUCGUGGACUUUCGGUGAGCUUCGUGAACCUAGUAUGUGGCCACCUGCACCACCAAGAGAUCCUGAUGUCUGGCCUCCUUUAACUCCUGCAGAACAAAAAAAUGCUCGACCACAAAAAAAUCAAAAACAAUCAAUUCGUUCUAACGUUCGUAAAUCCUCGAUUCCACCUGGGAAAAAACAAGAAAGCAAAACUAAUAUGAAAAAAGACGAUAAAAGACCCACCAAAAAAGAUGACUCUGUUAAGGAUAAAAGUGAUUCUGAAAAAAAGGAAGUCGAAGUAGAAGACCGCAAAUUUGAGCCAGCUGGAAAUGACAGAGAUCUUGUAGACAUGCUCGAACGAGAUAUUGUACAAAAAAAUCCAAACAUUCACUGGGACGAUAUAGCAGAUCUUUAUGAGGCAAAGCGAUUGCUGGAAGAAGCUGUUGUCUUGCCGAUGUGGAUGCCAGAUUUCUUUAAAGGAAUACGAAGGCCUUGGAAAGGUGUGCUAAUGGUUGGCCCUCCUGGUACGGGAAAAACAAUGCUUGCAAAGGCUGUGGCCACAGAAUGUGGAACAACAUUUUUCAAUGUCUCUUCUUCAACGUUAACAUCAAAAUACAGAGGAGAAUCAGAGAAAUUAGUACGCUUACUUUUUGAAAUGGCCAGAUUUUACGCUCCUAGUACCAUAUUCAUUGACGAGAUAGACUCACUGUGCUCAAGAAGGGGCUCGGAAUCGGAACACGAAGCAUCUCGUCGAGUAAAGUCAGAACUCCUCGUACAAAUGGACGGAGUCAAUUCGAACAGCGAAGAUCCGAGCAAAGUUGUGAUGGUACUUGCCGCUACAAACUUUCCUUGGGAUAUAGAUGAAGCGUUAAGACGACGAUUAGAGAAACGCAUUUACAUACCUCUCCCUAACAAUGAAGGUAGAGAAGCCUUGCUGAAGAUAAAUCUUCGCGAGGUCAAAAUAGACCCAGAAGUAAAUUUGACUGACAUUGCCAAAAAACUUGAGGGUUAUUCAGGUGCAGAUAUAACCAACGUUUGCAGAGAUGCGUCUAUGAUGUCAAUGCGCAGAAAAAUCGCUGGUCUAAGGGCAGAUCAAAUUAGGCAAUUACCAAAAGAAGAGCUCGACCUGCCCGUAUCUGUGUUAGAUUUUGAAGAAGCUGUUGAGAAGUGCAACAAAAGUGUGUCGCAAGAGGAUCUUGAGAAAUAUGAGAAGUGGAUGAAUGAAUUCGGAUCAUCUUGAUAAUCCUUAUACAAAAAAUGAAACUACAAUAUGAAUUAGAGACCUAACACAGAUAUCGUAACGACUAAUGAAUAUUGUUAGAAUAUUUUUUACUGUACCUAUCACAUUUAUGUUUGAUCGUUUAAAUUUUAUAACAGAAAAAAUCAGAUUAUUAUUUAGUGUCUAUGCUUAACUUUUGAGUCGUACGAGGAAAUUAAAUAUUAAUUUUUGAACUGUGCGAUGUUACGAGUGAAAUCCUGUGCACGUUUUUGAUACUCGACUUACAGGAAUGUGUGAUUUACGACUGUAAAUUGGUUGAAAUUCUGUUUUAAUUAGGACAAAAAUUUGAGUGUUUGUGGAGCAAGUACCGUAUUAUUCCAAGUAUAAGACGAUCCGAAAUUCUAAAACAGUAUUUCAGGGUAUUUUUCUUAAUUACCCGCACAUAAGACGAGUCCGCGUACAAGACUACUAUUUUAGCGGGUACUGUCAACGACGAAAAACCUUGGCGUAUAUUCGAAACAAUACGGUAUAAUCACGGUAAUGAACGUAGUCUGAAAUAUCUCAGGAAUAAUACCCCGACAUCCAUCCAUUUUUAAAUAUAUUACAAUAAUUUUUCUACACCAACUGUAACAAAUAGGAUAUUUUUGGUAAUUAUCAGACGUGCUCAAACGACUACAUU